CCGCCGCAUCUUCGUCAUCCAGGUGGACGAGCCCGCCCUGCGUGAGGGUCUCCCUCUCCGCAGCGGCAAGGAGCGCGAGGCCUACCUCGAGUGGGCCGUCGACUCGUUCAAGCUGUCGACGGCCGGCAUUGCCGAUUCGACCCAGAUCCACUCGCACUUCUGCUACUCGGAGUUCCAGGACUUCUUCCACGCCAUUGCCGCGCUCGACGCCGAUGUGCUGUCCAUCGAGAACAGCAAGUCGGACGCCAAGCUGCUGCAGGUGUUUGACCGUGAGGCGUACCCCCGCCAGAUCGGCCCCGGUGUCUACGACAUCCACUCCCCCCGUGUCCCCUCGGAGGAGGAGAUCAAGACGCGCAUCGAGGAGAUGAUCACCAACGGUCUCCGCCCCGAGCAGCUCUGGAUCAACCCCGACUGCGGUCUCAAGACGCGCCAGUGGAAGGAGACCAAGACGGCGCUGACCAACCUGGUCAACGCCGCCAAGUUCUUCCGCGAGAAGUACGCCGACAAGGCCUAA
Molecule: messenger RNA, 514 nt
Organism: Verticillium alfalfae VaMs.102
Lineage: Eukaryota; Fungi; Ascomycota; Sordariomycetes; Glomerellales; Plectosphaerellaceae
Product: methionine synthase
Exons: 1
Coding region: 365-514 (49 amino acids)
Molecular function (GO): zinc ion binding; 5-methyltetrahydropteroyltriglutamate-homocysteine S-methyltransferase activity
Source: RefSeq, a predicted model, not a curated record